AUGCCGCUCAACUAUGCUAAGUGGGAUUCUGUGGAGAUGUCCAAUGACUCAGACUUGGAAUGCCCUCCGUCGAUCGAUGAAGAGAAAAAUGCUCCCGCCAAGCAUUGUCAGACUCAUCAACAACAUGAAUGCAGAAAAGCCGAGGACGAAGCCUUCAAAUGGACGGGAAAGCUGAACGGUAUCGACAUCAAACAGCUCCAACAGCUCCUCACCAACAUCGACAAGAAAGGUGUGAUCCACUUACGAGAGGCGGCCGCUAAGCUAUUGGCUCAGGGUCAUGGCAAAUCAUCUUUGCGCAAAGAUUCGACCAGUACUGCCCUCUUCAGGUAUAUCGAUGACACCCUCCACAGGAUCAAGGACCUUCGUCCAGCCGAUCAGCGCAAAUCUGCUGUCGAACAACUACAGUACCAUCUAGCUGAACUCGUCGAUUGCGAAAGACAACGCAAAAUUGAAUUGGAAAAACAAGAGACCGUCGCCCGCGAGCAGCCUCCCUGUGGCCAUGCUCAUGAGGAAUUUGAUGUUUCUCGAUGUUCCAAGUCUGGAGCUCCAUUCACUGCCCCCACCAGUCAGCUCAACUCAACCGAGAAAGACAAGUCGACGGGGAAAGACAAGCCAAACAAGAAAGACGAGCCCACCAAGAAAGAUGGCAAGUCAACAGCAAAAAGCAAGUUGAUGGAGACCACCGAGAAGGAAAAGUCGACUGAGAAAGUCAAGACAACCUGUUCCAAGCGCCCCAAACCUCCGUCGCCCAUCAAUCCUUCAACUUCACCAGAGUCUCCAGCAACACCGUUCAAUAGAAAUCGUAACGAAGUCAAGCGACGUAGAGUAGCUCCCUUGCCAGCCACCAAACCUGAUGAAACCGGACAAUACGAAUCCUCAAGCUGCCAUCAAUGCCGUGUCAAGACCACUCGACCGAAAAUGAUUUGCGAUCAAUCUCAGAAUCCUAGCUGUGUUGUCCGAGUUUGCUACACCUGUCUGAUGAGGCCUGUUUACAACAACAUACCCGAACUUCGACCCCCACUCCUGGAGUUUAUACCCGGUGGAAAAAUGCUGUGUGUGAAGUGUAGAGGUGUCUGUCCUUGUGCUUCCUGCCGGCGAAUCCGAUUUGAAAUUGAAAAACCCCAAAGAGGCUUUGGUUCUAGUGUCAAACGAUUUUAUGAUCCAAUCCCCACGAUCCACAACUCACAACCGUCCAAACUUUCCACUACAACCCUUCCGCGUAAAUCAAAUCGACCCAUGCAAUCUGAAUCGAACCCUCCCCCCGCAACCUCUGUUCACAGAUCAAAUCGACCCAUCCAAUCCACACAAUCCUCGAGCUCUAUCACAAAUCUCCCCGAGCUGGUAGACCCGUUGGCCUCCCAAACUCUUGUGUGUAAUACUUGUCCAGGUGAAACCCAUGAUCCUCUUGAGUGCAUACUUAACAUCCAGCAGAGAUGCCUGAUGCUAUCUCAAGAGUCGGGGCUUCAACUGAGUACAAGUACUGCACUUGAGAUAAAGGAUGAUCCAAUGGGUGUCCCUGCUCCUCAACCACUCAGCAACCGACAACAACGAUUCCGAGCCCACAAGGCUGAGAAGCAGCGGCAAAAACGUCUAGCAUCCAAUGUGACAUAUGCUGGCCAACCUUACAUCACAGCACAUGUAUGUCGAAAGGCGGAUCCCACCACCCCGAUUCGGCUGUUUCGGAAAAGUUUUGUUGCUUGGACCAAUAACAGUCGAAAAAAAAUUGCGGCUGUAGUGAAAUUUCACCCGUUCAACACUAUGGAGGACUCUCUCAAAGCGCAAUUUCAAUACUUAAGUCAGCAUCUCAUACAGCAAUCGAAGUUCCAGAACCCAAAUAAAAUCAAUUCCGCUGCUUAUGCUGGAAGCAUGUAUAGUCUUGGCUGGCGAAAGGCUUUUGAAGCGGAAACCACAAUUGGUGUUCCAGGUAUUUCGGAAAAAGUAUCCUUCGAUCGAAUUGGAUAUGAAGACCUCCAAACGAAUGUUCCAACAAUCAAUGAAUUCAUUGGCAAACGAUUUCAAUUACUCUCUGAACCUCUCUACAACGAAGUGAAAGAGCACUUUCAACCUCUGGAAGCUCCUGGUCUGGCUCCUCACUUUUUCACCGACCCCGAUGGAUUCACUUGCCAUCUUUCCUACACAUUCAGACAAUUCGCAAACACUCCUCACAAAGAUGAUGACGCUUCCCCGUACUCAUUUGCCAUGUGGCUUCCCAUUGAUCAAAACUCUGGCGACUUGAUUGAAGAAGAUCUGAAUGAUUCCAAGGUGUGGUCGAAUGCGCAUGGAAAGCCAACUCUUUCUGUCAUCUAA
This is a messenger RNA of Puccinia graminis f. sp. tritici CRL 75-36-700-3, 2307 nucleotides long. RefSeq lists its product as uncharacterized. The coding region runs from base 1 to 2307 and encodes 768 amino acids. The transcript has 5 exons. Lineage: Eukaryota; Fungi; Basidiomycota; Pucciniomycetes; Pucciniales; Pucciniaceae. Gene Ontology annotation, molecular function: heat shock protein binding; protein kinase binding; protein-folding chaperone binding. The record is from RefSeq and is a predicted model, not a curated record. Gene Ontology annotation, cellular component: cytoplasm. Gene Ontology annotation, biological process: protein stabilization; protein folding.